This is a messenger RNA of Pelodiscus sinensis (Chinese soft-shelled turtle), 3688 nucleotides long. NCBI's taxonomy places the organism in Eukaryota, Metazoa, Chordata, Testudines, Trionychidae. The record is from RefSeq and is a predicted model, not a curated record.
AUGACUCUUUUCUGGCUCCAGGAAAACAAGGACAGGAAGGACCAAGCUGCAAAGGCAGAAAAAAGGAAGAAACAGUUAGAAGAAGAAGAGGCUAAGAGACAAAAGGGAGACAAUGGGAAGAUCAUUAAGAAAGGGGCUGUGAAGCAGGACGACGUGUGCAUUGUUGAUGCCCUGCUAGCUGACAUACGGAAAGGUUUCCAGUUGAGGAAAACGGCUAAGAACAAGACUGAUCAGGAUACUGCUCCUAAAGCCUCACCUGCUGAAACGCCAAAGGAGAGAGAGCCUGCAGUGGCAGCAGCGAAGGGAAGUGCCCAUGAGACCAAGCAAAAGGAUGCCAGCCAUCACGCAGAAAAGACUCCGGCCUCAGAAGCUGCCGACACUGUGAGGGUUCCGGGUACUGUUGCCACAGAGACACCAGCUUCUAACGAAGUGCUUCCAAAAGGAAAUUCACCACAACAGCCCUGUACUGAUAGCAGCUCCUUAUCUUCAACUGAAGUUGGAGGAGUCCAUCAGUCCAUCAAUGGUGGCGUGAGUAUUCAGGAGAUCAAUGGCUCAUGUAGCUCCCAGGAGAACGCAAAACACAAUGCCAUUGUGUUUGCGCCAGUUAACCCAGGAACAAUUAUAAAGUUUGCAAGCAGCUAUUCAGGCAACUGUACUGACUUAGGAGAGGAAUUGAACAGAUCCACCUCAGGAGACAAACACAGUGAAUCUGGACCCACGCACUUAGAAGGAGGCCCAGUGUCUAAUGAACAAACGUCUCAACCAAGAGAUGCAGUUGGGAACAAGGCUAAAACCAGAGUUGAACUAGCACCUGGCAGUGCUGAAAAGACUCCAACUAAUGAGUUGAGUUCUCAGCAUACCGGGUUAAGGCAGGCAGAGAGAGAAAACGACGACCAUGCCGCAGACUCAUUGCUGGACACCUCACAGGAGAUAUCUUUUGCCGAAGAGCCAGUGACUGAUUCUUCUUGCUCAGCAACAGUCCCUCCAGCGCAAGCACGUAUGGACAAGGAAGGGCAAAGAGGGUCUGGGAAACGGAGAAGGAAGAAACGGUCCACCAAAAGCCAGUCAGGUGUCACAGCAAAGCAGAAGAAUAAAUAAUGAAGAGUCAGUGAAACACCUAUAAAUCCAUGUAAUGCUGCCAUUGUCUAGAAGGCACAUUCCACAGUGUUGAAAUUCCAUUCUUGAUAAUGUUUGUAGUAAUACUUUCGGAAUGUCAAGUUUCUUCUAAAAUGGUCUUUCACUAAUCCUUCCUUGGGGAUUCAGGGUACCCAGCAAAUAACCGCCAGAUGCAAGAGACCUCCAGAAUGUGCCUUAUGUGAAUGCUGCAAGGGUCUGGUGCUGAAAACCUCCAUGCCCAGAACUUCUGUGGAAGCUGACGAGAGAUUCAUGUGUUGUGGGCUAAUAGGAGUAGGACUCUAAUAAACUUCAUUUGGGGGCAAAUUUUGCAAUCUCUUCCUAGGCCAAGCUCUUAUUGGCAACCAUGAAGGUAUGAUCUGCAUGAUGACUGCAGCAUUUUACCCCUUGAGUAAUUUUAACAACAUCAGUGCGACAAAACUGAAUUAUGGGUAAAACUAGGCACUGUCACCAGCAUCUGACUGGAAAUUGUUACUUCCUAUUCCAGUGGCCUACCAACAAUUGGAACUGAUAUUGGACCAAAUAUAAGACCUAAUUCAGAUGAACACACUUUCCCUUGCUAACAUUUUAAACAGGGGCUAUCUGUUAAAGGAAAAUAUACUCAAUAGCUGGGUGUACGAACACUAAAGACUUGUCUGUGUGGAGAGUUAGUUCGUAUUAAGUUGGAGUUUAAAUGUACAGUGCACUGGCCAGCUGUUCACUAACUAGUCAUAUAGACCCUGGGACCAUACAUUAGAAGUUUUACAGUGCACUUUGAUUUACUCCAGUUUCAAAUAGGAGUAGAUCAAAGUGCACUACGGAACUUCAGUGGAUAUUCAAAGGUUCCACAAUGCCAAUAAGUGUGAGUGACAGACUGCCCUCCAGCUUGCUGCAUGCUAACUCUUCAGAGAGACAAGUCCUAAUGCCUAAAUCUUGCAAAGACUUAAAUACGCAUUAAUUUUUAGCAUGUGACUAAUUCCAUGGAGUUCAAUGAAACUUCCUAUAUGCAUAAAGUUAGACACAUACAUAAGUCUUUGCAGGACAGGGGUCAAGAGUAUCUAUUUUGUUAAAGAAACAGGAAGAGAUUUUUUCUAGGUGAUCCAUUCCAAAUACUUUAACUAAUAUUAUUUGGCAAAUCUCUGGUUUGGAAUAUUUAUUGCCUGCCGCAUGCGCUCAAAGGCAUUUGGACUCAAACUACAGAAUAUUUAGAGUCUCUUUCAGUUUAAAAGCUAGUUAUGCAAUUUGUGCUUUAAAACCGAGAACCUGCAGAAUUUUAUGUUAAGAAGAAAUCAGAGCUUUAUUUCUGAAUUAUGUUUUGUAAUAACCUUGUACCAUAUAAUUUUGUACAUUGCUGUCAGUUUGAAAUUCUGUGUUUGUUCAAUCUGUAUUGCAAUGUUAGAUUGCAAUGGGAAUGGUGUAGAAAAUCAUUACUUUUAGGAGUCAUGCCUAUAUGCAGUAACAUGCUGAGCAUAUAUAAUAGUGUUCAGGUUAAACUAUUUUGCAUUGCUUAAUAAGACUUGAUCAAGGGUCACUUAUUAGCAUCUGUACUGGACAAAGUUCAGAAUUAAAACAGUGGCUACCUUUACCUCAAAACUUUGCUUUGAGGCUGUGAAAAUUGGUUAAUGACAGCAAUUAACAGUGUAGAAUGAACCAGAACCAUUAUCAGAUUUGGCUGAGGAAAUUCUUUGUAGCAGUGUAGCUAGGGUUGCCAGGUGUCCAGUUUUGAACCGGACGGUCCAGUAUUUGAGCUUUCUGUCCAGGAAACAAAUUGAGAAAAUGUAAAUGUCUGUUAUUUUCUAAAUAAGAUGAAAUGUAGAUUGUGUUGUAAUGUCAAGUGUCUCCAGUAUUUUUGUUGAAACUAUCAGGCAACCCUAAGUGUAGCACAGCAGCAUUUGAAAUCAAGUUCACCAUUGUUGUAAGCAUGUAGAGCAGCGGUUCUCAAACUGUAGGUUGUGACUCCAUUUUAAUGAGGUCGCCAGGAGCUGAAGUCCUGUGGCUUAAUCUCCUUCUCUCCCUUCUGGGGUAGUGAGGCUCGGGCUUUCCCACACACACACCUGGGGCAGUGGCUCUCAGGUGGCCUCAGGUUUCGGUCCCCACUCCUGGGGCAGUGAAGUAAUUUUUGUUGUCAGAAGGGGGUUGUGGUGCAUUGAAGUUAGAGAACCUCUGAUGUAGCAAUUCAUUAACUUCAGUGGAACUGCACUAUCAGCAGUGAGCGUGACCCUUAGUAAUGAGAAAACACACAUAUACACACAGGCUACGUCUACACUGGCCCCUUCUUCGGAAGAGGCAUGCUAAUUUCGAACUUUGGAAUAGGGAAAUGCGUGGGGGAUUUAAAUAUCCCCCACGGGAUUUAAAUAAACGUGGCCGCCGCUUUUUUUCCGGCUUGGGGAAAAGCCGGAAAAGAGCGUCCAGACUGGCGCAAUCCUCUGGAAUAAAGCCCUAUUCCAAAGGAUCCUUAUUUUGGUCCUGUCUGAAUUUCCACGAGGUGUACCGGUAGUUCGGAGUAGGAACCUAGUCCGAACUACCUAGUUCGAGCCCCGUGUAGCCGCGCUACACGGGGUUCGAACCAGCGGGG